This is a messenger RNA of Erythranthe guttata (spotted monkey flower), 849 nucleotides long. The record is from RefSeq and is a predicted model, not a curated record. Lineage: Eukaryota; Viridiplantae; Streptophyta; Magnoliopsida; Lamiales; Phrymaceae.
AUGAUACAAAUUGAUGGAACAUUUCUUAAAGGCAAAUUCGGCGGUAUUCUUCUCAGUGCCGUGUCAAAAGACGCUAACGAUGGAAUUUUCCCUAUUGCAUUUGCUAUAGUUAACGAAGAAAACGAUGAUAACUGGGACUGGUUUUUAGCAUUGUUAAAACAGGCAAUAAACGACGAUCGUGUGUUCACACACAUGACAGGUAAUUUGAACAACAAGCUUAAAGGGGUCCCAACUGGUUACAGGGAGGCAAUCGUUAGCCAAUUUAUAUCAUGUGCAUUUGAAUUCUCAAAGACAUCGUUCGACAAGAAGAUUGAGAAGCUUAAAGCUAGUGGGUCAACCAGAAUUGUCAAUUUUUUGAAUGACUUGCCUUAUCACAAUUGGGCGAACGCAUAUUUUGAAGGGCAACGAUAUGGUGAAAUGUAUUCAAAUGGAGUUGAAUCAUGGAAUUCAAAAAUCCUUAAUUAUCGCGACUUACCGGUUAUGACUAUGAUAGAUACAAUUAGGAGUGAACUGAUGAAAAAGAUGACCUCAAGGAGAGAUAAAUCAUCCAAGUGGUCGACCAUAUGUUGCCCCAAGUACGAGAAAUCUUUGAGAGAGCUUGAACUCGAAUGUAGGACACAGAAAGCUGAGAAGGCUGCAGAUGGUAUUAACGAAGUUCUUAGUGACCCGUCCAUGGUCGUAGAUUUGUUACAAAAAACUUGCACAUGUCGAAAGUGGCAGAUACUUGGGUUCCCGUGUGUUCAUGCGGACUAUGUAUUAGUCAAUAAGACGUCACAACCGUACGAUUUCAUUGACAAACUAUAUUACGCAGAAUAUUACAGGGAAUGUUAUGCCUCACCCAUUUAUUAG